AUGGAGAAAGUCAAAGAAAGAAUAGGUCUUGCAAAUGGCUUGAUUGUUCCCAGUGAAGGCAAAAGUGGAGGAAUAGCUCUUUUGUGGGUCAAAGGCUUAGAUGUAGAGAUUAAAAGCUAUACUCGAAGUCAUAUUGAUGCUAUAGUGACUGAUCCUGUGUCAGGGUUCAAAUGGAGAAUCACUGGGUUUUAUGGGAACCCAGAUACUAACCAAAGGAGAGAGUCUUGGAACCUUCUCCAUUUCCUCAACACUCAAUACCAACUUCCAUGGGUCUGCCUGGGGGAUUUCAAUGAAAUUUUGAAGGCAUCAGAAAAAUGGGGUGGUCCUGAGCGACCCCAACAUCAGAUGGAGGGGUUUAGACAAGUAGUGCAUGCUUGUGGCUUUCAAGAUAUGGGUUUUGAAGGGCCGGAAUUCACUUGUAGCAAUCGAAGGUCGGAGGAAGAAAGGAUAAGAUUAAGAUUGGAUAGGGUGUUGGCUACAACUGAGUGGAAAGAGAAAUACCGAGAUGCUAAAGUUCUUCAUGUGGUGGAAUCUACAUCUGAUCACUGUGCUAUUAUUCUAACAAACCAGCAGGUAAGGCGCAGACACAAAACAAGACAAUUCCACUUUGAAGCAACUUGGCUUAGGCAUGAGAAAUGUAGAGAAAUCAUCCAGGAUUCUUGGAAGGAUCAAGCAGGCCUACAAUCAUCAAGUGAGUUGGUUAAAGGACUAAAGAUUUGCACAGAAGGUUUAAAAAUAUGGAGUCAGCAUGAUUUAGGCCAUGUCUCAAAGAAGAUCCAAGAAAAAAGGAAGAUUCUUCAAGAUGUGGUCCAAGCUGACAAAGAUUGUAGCAGAGGUGAUGAGAUAGAUAUGCUAUGUAAAGAAAUAAAUGAGUUGUUGGAUGACGAGGAGAUGAGAUGUAAUCAAAGAUCAAGGGUUCAGUGA
This is a messenger RNA of Quercus lobata, 924 nucleotides long. RefSeq lists its product as uncharacterized. Gene Ontology annotation, molecular function: catalytic activity. NCBI's taxonomy places the organism in Eukaryota, Viridiplantae, Streptophyta, Magnoliopsida, Fagales, Fagaceae. The record is from RefSeq and is a predicted model, not a curated record. Bases 1 to 924 code for a protein of 307 amino acids. The transcript has a single exon.